This is a messenger RNA of Physcomitrium patens, 1760 nucleotides long. The record is from RefSeq and is a predicted model, not a curated record. Lineage: Eukaryota; Viridiplantae; Streptophyta; Bryopsida; Funariales; Funariaceae.
ACAUGGUUUUGAAUGGCAAGGAAGGCCGAUGGUUCUGUUCGCGAAUGGCUUUCGCCUAUCGUUGCAAUUCCUCGUUACUCAAUUGGCUUUUUGUUUGUUGCAGACGAGUGUGGACCCCUACGAGAGGUUUUAGUUGGAGGGCGAUUGUUGUGGACUGUGCGAAGUUUCUUCAGAGAACAAUUUGACGGGUUGAAUUGAAAGGCCAUGGGUGUCUAACUGCAGACGUUACAAAGGCUCCUUUCGGCCGGUGCGCUACCCUUUUGAUGUUUCGAUUACGUGUUUCUUCGAAGCGGAACGCACUCAGCAGUGAUGGUCUACACAAAUCCACCUGUGCCUCGGAUUCCGCUCCGAUUUGAGGAGACGAGAGUGCCGGUAUGGAAGAUGAACUACUACUACCAGUAUGUGCCUUUGAUACUGCCAUGGCUGCUGCCUUCAGCCAUGUUCUCCAUUGUGGUGGCAGCAGUUCAUGCUUGGAAGACGGAUUCCCUGCAAUUUGCUUUCCUGUUUGUCGUUUUGCCACUUGCUAUUUGGAUCGUCAUUCUCAAGAGCUGCGCAAAGCAGCUGCAUGAUCCUGUAUUUGCCCCGUCAUUUGUUACAGCCGUGGUUAUCACAGACAUUGUCACCUUUAUCGUAGUUCUUCGUCCUGCCAUUAAUGCAGGGUUGGAGGUGGCAUUUGCUUUUGGAGCUAUCACCUUGCUGGUUUUGUAUUGGAGGGUCAUCCACAGCGACCCAGGUAGAGUCGCAUUUUCUGUAGAAUCAAGUGCAUGCAUUGGUGAGCAAGACAGAACAAUUAAUCCUCAACCUGAAGAAAUUCCUCCCUUAGAAGGAUGGAAUGAAGACAACCUUGAGGGGGAACCGCUUAAAGCAACGGACCUUGAAACUGGAGAAUCUCACCAAGCGCUGGAAAAUUCAGUAACUAAUGAAGUGACCGAAGGUGGCGUACACGCCCCAGAAGCACAUUCGCUCAAGCCAUUGCAGCCAGCACGUUCAAGAUAUUGUCGGAAGUGCAAUGCAUUGAUUGACCAUUUUGAUCAUCACUGCCCUGCUAUAAAGAAUUGUGUUGGUCGCAAGAAUCAUGUUCUUUUUUUGGGCGCUCUCACAGCUUUCAUCGUAGCGGAGGUGCUGUACGUCCGAUGCUGCUUCAAAUGUGUGCUCUCCGAUUUUGAGUAUCUUAACCUCCUAGCCGUUGCGAAAGAUGUGCCAUCGUCAACUCCUAUUGGGCUUCGAGGGCUGGAGCAUGUAUGGCUCAUUUCCUGUCAGGUGAUGAGCACAGUGCCGUGGGUAACCAUCUCAGCUGUUUUCGCUGCAUUCCAAGCCUUUUGGCAGGUGCUCCUGCUGUUGUUUCACGUCUACUGUGCUUCAGUUAAUCUCACAACAAGUGAAUGGAUCAAGUGGGAGAGAUAUCCAUACCUGUACAUCGAGCUACCCGUUAGUCCUGAUCGACCAUAUAGAAGCAAGAAGUUUGUGAAUCCGUACGAUCAAGGAGUUUUCAACAACCUCAAGCAGUUCUUUCGAUCACGAGUCUAGUGACAGUUAUAGUGAUUGGUUAGGUGUUUCCUUGAUGUAAUUGUUCAAUUGGGCAGUUUUCACAUGUAAUAUUUUACAAGUAGGAAGGAUAAAUUGACUUGGGCAAUUAGUCUCCCUUUUACUAUUUAAGAUGAUACGUCUCUUCAACCAAUUGCUUGCUAUCACCGCAAAUAGCCACUCAUUGUGUAGCUACAAGCUGCUACAAGAAAACAAAUCAGAAUAAUUGUUGCUUC